Penicillium cosmopolitanum is the source of this 1329-nucleotide messenger RNA. RefSeq names its product 2-(3-amino-3-carboxypropyl)histidine synthase (gene dph1). Gene Ontology annotation, biological process: protein histidyl modification to diphthamide. Gene Ontology annotation, molecular function: 2-(3-amino-3-carboxypropyl)histidine synthase activity. The coding region runs from base 1 to 1329 and encodes 442 amino acids. The record is from RefSeq and is a predicted model, not a curated record. Lineage: Eukaryota; Fungi; Ascomycota; Eurotiomycetes; Eurotiales; Aspergillaceae. The transcript has 2 exons.
AUGAAGAAAGCCGCGGGGUUCCUUUGCGAUCAUCCCACCUCCAACACUAACAUUAUCAUUGUCAUUGAUUCGAUCAUGGAGGAUCCUACCACCCAGACAAGUCCUUUGCGACAGCCAAAGAAGCGUUUUGUUGGUCGACGCACAGCAGAUGCUCAGGCCCAGAAGGAUGGAGGCUCCAGUUCCCAGCAGGAUGUCGAGUCAACAUCUGUCCAGCGAGAUCCUGAACGACCCGGAAAUCCAAGCAGCCAUCGAAUUACUUCCAAAAACUACUCCUUCGAAAUCCCCAAGACCAUUCACCGUGUGCGCACAUCCGGAGCGAAACGGGUGGCCUUACAAUUUCCUGAAGGUCUUUUGAUCUUCGCUACCACCAUCUCCGAUAUCUUGACCCAAUUUUGUCCUGGAAUCGAGACUUUGAUUAUGGGCGAUGUCACCUACGGUGCUUGCUGCAUUGAUGAUUACACCGCGCGAGCGCUUGGCUGUGAUCUGCUUGUCCACUACGCCCACAGUUGCUUGAUUCCCGUUGAUGUCACCAAAAUCAAGACCCUUUAUAUCUUCGUCGAUAUCAGUAUCGAUACUGCCCACUUGAUCGCAACUCUUGAGAGAAACUUCCGGCCCGGCCAAACUAUCGCUACAGUGGGCACCAUUCAAUUCAACGCAACUCUCCACGGCCUGAAACCAGUUUUAGAGCGUGCCGGCUUCAAGGUUGUGGUCCCACAGAUCAUGCCACUUUCCAAGGGCGAAAUUCUAGGCUGCACGUCGCCUCAGCUUUCCGACACCGAUAUCGAUGUUAUUCUCUAUCUCGGCGAUGGUCGCUUCCAUCUUGAAUCCGCUAUGAUCCACAACCCCACCAUCCCUGCAUACCGCUACGACCCUUACUCCCGCACGUUGACCCGUGAGAGCUACGAUCACCAAGAGAUGCACACCAUUCGACGUGAUGCCAUCAACACCGCUAAAUCUGCCAAGAAAUGGGGAAUUAUUCUGGGAUCACUGGGUCGUCAAGGAAAUCCCAACACAAUGGCGAUGAUUGAACGUCAUCUUGCUGAGCGGGGCAUCCCAGUGGUGAAUCUGCUGCUGAGCGAGAUCUUCCCUGGCAAGUUGGCCUCAAUGGCUGAUGUCGAGUGCUGGGUUCAAAUCGCUUGCCCGCGCUUGAGUAUCGACUGGGGAUAUGCCUUUGCGCGCCCGUUGCUGACACCCUACGAAGCACUGAUUGCAUUGGGUGUUCGUGAGAACUGGGACAAGGCGAACAAGGGUGUCUACCCGAUGGACUUCUAUGCCAAGGAAGGUCUCGGUCGGACGAAGCCGGAGCAGCACGCUUGCAAAGCCGCUUAA